AUGGCAAAUAUUGUUAUGUCUGUUGUAAGUAGUGUGGGUAAAUAUUUGGUGGAACCAAUAAUACCCGAAAUACAAUACUUCUUCUGUGUUGAUAAAGUGAUCAAAGAUCUUGAGAAGGAAAAGAAGGAGCUAACAUCUGAGAGAGAUAACUUGCUAAAUCGUAUUGAACGAGCCAAGGAGAGGACUGAAAUAAUUGAAAAAUCUGUAGAGAAAUGGUUGAAUGAUGUGCAAAAUAUCCUAGAAGAGGUGGAGGAUCUAGAGAUAAAGAUGAACAUAGACAGUAGUUGCUUUCAUGGAUGGUGUCCAACUUGGAGAAGAUAUCUUUUAUUGAAGCAAAUGGUUGAGAAAACAAAGGCAAUGGGAGAAUUCAAAGACAAGAGCAAUAUUCAACCAUUUUCACACCUUGCUCCACUUCCAGGCAUUCAAUAUGAGUCAUCCAAGAAUUUCACAUAUUUUGAAUCAACAAAAAUGGCUUACAAUCAACUCUUAGAGGCUCUCCAAGAUGAUUGCAUCUUUAUGAUCGGAGUGUAUGGGAUGGGUGGAUCAGGAAAAACAACUCUUGUAAAAGAAGUUGGCAAGAAUGUUGAGGGAUUGAAAUUGUUUGAUACGGUUUUAUUAAUUACAGUGUCUCAAACUCCAAACAUUAAAGACAUUCAAGGGAAAAUAGCUGACAUGUUAACAUUGAAAUUGGAGGAAGAAUCUGUGGUGGGAAGAGCACAACGUCUAUGGCUCAAGCUGAAAGAAAAGAAACAAGUUCUUAUAAUAGUAGAUGAUAUAUGGGAAGAGUUUGAACUAAAGGAUAUAGGGAUUUUCCUAGACAACGAUUACAAGGGUAGAUGGAAGGUCCUUGUAACCACUCGUCGUCAAGAAAUAUGUGAUUUAAUGGAUUGUCAAAAGAGGAUUCAUUUGAGUCUCUUAUCUGAAGAUGAAUCUUGGACUUUGUUUCGGAAGUGUGCAAAUAUUGAUGAUGGCUUCUCUAGGUCAUUGGAUGAUGUACCUCAAAAACUUUGUCUUGAAUGUAAAGGACUCCCCAUAGCACUAGUAGCCAUGGGGUCUUCCCUAAAAGGAAAAUCUAAUGAUGAGUGGAAGUUGGCAUUACACAGCUUGAGGCAUUCAGAGGAAAUUGAUGAUCACAUGGAAGAAUCAAUGAGAGCUGCUUUAAAUUGUCUUAAAUUAAGCUAUGACUACUUAAAAAAUAAAGAAACAAAAUUGUUGUUUUUAUUGUGUUCUAUAUUCCCAGAUGACUAUGAGAUUUUGAUUGAAGAUUUGAGUCGAUAUGCAUUUGGACUUGGUUUGGGAAGAAGACUUCCAUUAGAGUUAGCAAGGAGCCAUAUCAAAGCAAGCAUUAACAAACUUUUAUAUUCUAGUUUGUUGAUACAAAUUGAGGAACACAAAGAUGAAGAAUAUGUGAAGAUGCAUGACAUGAUUCGUGAUGUAGCCUUGUGGAUAGCAAAGAGAUCAAGGGAUCACAAAAUUUUGGUAAAUCUUGAAAAACCACUUAGCAUCUUGGUGGAGGAUUAUAGUAUAAGAGAUUAUUUUGCCUUAUCCUCUUGGUAUUGUGAAGAUCAAAUAUCUUUUCAAUUGGAUGCUCCGAACCUUGAAUUCUUUUUACUAAAUAAUGUGACUCAAAGUUCCUUGAAUUUAUCACAUGGAAUGUUUGAAGGAAUACAAGGGCUCAAGGUUCUUUCACUUGAAACCUAUGAUCAACUAUCAUUAACAUUCCCUCAAUCAACACAAUUUUUGACCAAUCUCAGGACUCUACAUUUGCAUGGAUGGAGUUUAGGUGACAUUUCUUUCAUAGCAAGCUUAACAAGACUCGAGGUCCUUGACUUACGACGUUGUAGGUUAAUUGAACUUCCUAAUGAAAUAGGGAAAUUAAAAAGAUUGAAGCUACUAGAUUUAUCAAGCAGUUAUAUUCAAGAACCUUAUAAUGAGGCAAUUGGGAAGUGUUCACAACUAGAGGAGUUAUAUGUUCCAGAAUAUAAUCGAGAUUAUCUUUCUCAAGGAGUUGUUGAUAUCAUUGCAUUACAAAAGCUGCAGAGGUUUGUCAUACAUACUACAUCAUUCAAAAACAAUAGUAAUAUUAAUGUGAAGAGUAAGAGAAUUUUGGAAUUGCUAGACUUUAAUAUCUCAAACUUAGGAACCUCAAAAAAGAAUCUUCUUCAAAUUGCUGAGAUUAUUUUUUUGCGAUGCCUUCAUGGAGGGUGUAAGAAUAUCAUCCCAGACAUGAUAGGAGUUGUGGGAGGCAUGAAUGAUUUGUAUAGUUUCCAUCUUGAUAAUUGUGAAGAGAUAGAAUGCAUCUUUGAUACAACCUCUAAUUUUGAUAAUGUUGACUCAAAUGCUUUGAUUCCAAGAUUGGUUGAGUUAGAGCUUUUAGAGUUGGAAAACUUGAAAGAAUUGUGUCGAGGUCCACCAAUGCAAGUUUUGCACUUUUUUGAAAAAUUAGAAAAACUCUUUAUAUGGAGGUGCCAACAAUUGCACAACAUCUUUCCAGAUGAAUGCAACUUACAAAAUCUUAAGAUCCUCAUAAUACAAAAUUAUGGUCGAGAUUAUAACUAUUGCACAGCAAAUGAAGUACUUUUCUCAGUGCCUGUUGCACAAAGUUUGCAACAAUUAGAAGAGUUAACUAUUCAAGGUUGUGAUAAAUUGAAGCAUAUAGUUGCAAGUGAAAGAAAGCAGGGUUCUAAUUCUAGCAUUGAGAUAGUUCCAACUGAAAGGAAUUCUCAUUUUGUGAUGCCGAAUUUAAAGAAAGUCUGCAUUUCAUUUUGCAGCAAGUUAGAGUAUGUGUUCCCAAUUUGCUAUGCUGAAGGACUUGCACAACUACAACAUGUAGAAAUAGUAAUGGCUUCUAAGUUGAAAUAUGUAUUUGGUGAAUGUGAUCAUGAAGAUCAUUCAUCUAACCAUUAUGAGAACAAGAUUAUUCUUCCUCAUUUGGAAGUUCUUACACUCAUCAAUCUUCAAAAUCUUGUUAGGAUUGGUGUUGUAAACCAUCUUGUAAAUCGGUCAUCUCAAAGGGUGGUGCUUACAGUGGUGCGUUGUCCAAAAUUGACCCUUUGGAUGAGAUAA
Molecule: messenger RNA, 3066 nt
Organism: Abrus precatorius (Indian licorice)
Lineage: Eukaryota; Viridiplantae; Streptophyta; Magnoliopsida; Fabales; Fabaceae
Product: probable disease resistance protein At5g43730
Exons: 2
Coding region: 1-3066 (1021 amino acids)
Molecular function (GO): ADP binding
Source: RefSeq, a predicted model, not a curated record